This is a messenger RNA of Aedes aegypti (yellow fever mosquito), 4572 nucleotides long. RefSeq names its product multidrug resistance-associated protein 4 (gene rdog). Gene Ontology annotation, molecular function: ATP hydrolysis activity; ATP binding; ABC-type transporter activity. Gene Ontology annotation, biological process: transmembrane transport. The transcript is spliced from 5 exons. Bases 231 to 4304 code for a protein of 1357 amino acids. Lineage: Eukaryota; Metazoa; Arthropoda; Insecta; Diptera; Culicidae. Gene Ontology annotation, cellular component: membrane. The record is from RefSeq and is a predicted model, not a curated record.
GGAAUCAUUCUCGGUUCUCGCUCCGGCACUGUGUAGUUAUCGCUCGUCGAGGCAAGACGUGCGCUUAGGACGGCCAGUUCCCGAGAGCGUGCUCGUCCAUCCGGUUUCUUUGUUUUUGGCCUUCUGUCUUACUUCCUUCUGGUGGUGCGGUGGUGGCCAUACAAGACCCAUCCCACCAAGACGGACGCGACAGCUGUUUGCGCGUUAGCGGUUUCAGUAUUUAACUCAUCAUGAACCGCGACAAAGACUUCAGCAAGAACAAAACGGAAAACCCCAUUCAGAAUGCGUCGUUCAUCUCGCGGCGCACGUUCUGGUGGUUGAAGGACAUCUUCCGGGCGGGUCACCGGAACGAAAUCACCGAGGAGAUGCUCUACGAAGCGCUUCCGGAGCACCGCAGCCAACAGUUGUCCGAUCGGUUCGACCGGUUAUGGGCCGAAGAGCUGCAAAGGCCACAGCCGAGGCUGUUGCGUGCGUUUCUGCGAGGAUACGGAGCCGUAACACUCUUUUGGGGUCUGCUGUUCUCGGUGUUGGAAACAGCCAACCGGGUGGCACAACCGCUGUUCCUCGGUGGACUUGUCUCGUACUUUUCACCGAACCAAACCGAAAUCAGUGAACGGGAAGCCUACGGCUACGCGGCGGGCGUUAUCGUCUGUGCGCUGAUACCGGUUAUCACAUUCCAUCCGUUCAUAUUGUUCAUCUUCCAAAUUGGAAUGAAGCUACGUAUUGGCUGUUCCUGCCUUAUCUACAACAAGUCUCUUAAGUUGACCAAGUCAACGACCGCUGGUGAGGGGCUCAACGGGAAGAUCCUAAACCUGCUCACCAAUGACGUCAGCAAGUUUGACAUUGCUCUCGCGUUCAUCCAUGACCUGUGGAAGGGUCCCAUGGAAUCGCUACUGCUCGGCUAUUUCAUCUACGUAGAGCUGGGCUUCGCCGGGCUGUUGGGAAUGGCCUUCCUGCUCAGUUUCAUCCCGCUGCAGGCAUGGAUCGGCAAGAAGACGGCCACCUUUCGGCUGAGGGCAGCCAAGCGGACGGAUCUUCGGGUUCGCUUCAUGAACGAGAUCAUCCAAGGUAUUCAGGUGAUCAAGAUGUACACCUGGGAGAAUUCCUUCGCCAAAAUGGUGGAAGAAGUUCGCCGGAAGGAGGUCAACGCUAUUCGGGGAGGUGCUUACGUUAGAGCUACGCUCAUUUCGUUCUUCGUGGUGUCGCGAGUCUCGAUCUUCCUUAGCCUGUUGGCUUACACCUACACUGGAAAUGUGAUCACUGCCCGCAAAGUGUUCAUUGUCACAAGCUACUACAGUAUUCUGAAUGACUCGAUGGUGCAUUUCUGGCCAAUGGCCAUUACGUUCUGCUCGGAGGCGCUCAUUUCGGUGCUGCGAAUUCAGGAGUUCCUGUUGACGCCAGAGGGGAAGCCCAAGACUGCACAGGGAGCCGAUGCAGAGAAAGAUCAGGAAGGUAAAGGGAGUGUCCUGAUCGAGGAUGAAGAGAAGAAGAAAGCAAAGGGCAAUGGGUUGGUGCCGAAUGGAGUGACGAAUGAGGAAGAAGUGGAGAAGCUGUUGCCGUCGAAGCGUGUGGUGAAUUUAGACAGUGAUAAGAAGAGCAUAGUGAUGGAAGAUGUGACGGCACGGUGGGUUGUCAGUGAGGACGAAUCAAACGUGGGAGUGACGUCAAUUAGCACAACAGUGGAAAGUGGGCGAUUGUGUGUGGUGAUAGGUCCGGUUGGUGCGGGAAAGACGUCACUGUUGCAAGUGAUCUUGGGGGAGCUUGAGGUGGAUCAAGGGAUGCUGCAGAUCAAUGGAUCGAUCAGUUAUGCAGCGCAAGAACCGUGGCUGUUCGAGAGUAGUGUUCGAAACAAUAUUCUAUUCGUCGAGGAGUACGACGAGCAGCGAUACUUAGAAGUAGUUCGCAUAUGUGCCUUGGAGCGAGACUUCCAGUUGUUCCCGCAUGGUGAUCAGACAAUCGUCGGCGAGCGAGGAAUCAGUUUGAGUGGAGGACAGAAAGCCAGGGUGAAUUUGGCUCGAGCGAUCUACAAGAAGAGUGAUAUCUACAUUCUGGACGACCCGCUCUCAGCGGUCGACACUCACGUAGGGAAGCACAUCUACGAGAUGUGCAUAAGGGAGUUCCUAGCUGAUAAGGUGUGCGUCCUGGUGACGCACCAGUUGCAGUAUCUGAAUGAUGUCCAGCACAUUAUUUUGCUGGAGGGCGGCAAAAUUGACGCUCAAGGUCCAUACUGGGAAAUAAAGAAAACGAUGAUGGAUUCGAUUCUGGCACUGACUCCAGAGGAAUCACCAGAAGAGGAUAAAUUCGACUUCCAAAAGUUCACUGCUCACACUGAGCCAACAGACUUGGAUCAGGAGAAGCAGGUUGAAGAGAAAGAAUCUCAAGGCGAAGGGUCCGUCGACUUCUCGGUGUACAAAACUUACAUCACCGCGAUCAACAGCUGGGCUUGGAUAUUCUUCAUCUCGGUAUUUAUCCUGUUGGCACAGGUGGCCAUCAGCAGCGUGGACUACUUCGUAGCCCAGUGGGUCAAUUGGGAAGAAUCCCUCGGCCACGUCAACAAAAGCGUAGUCUACCUCAAAGAAAACCAAACCAUCGAUGAUCUUCUGGACAUCAACGUUCUAAACCAACACCAAGCGGAGGCAAACAACGAACCCGAACGACAGCAGUACAUCCUGAUCUAUACGAUCCUGAUUGCGAUCUUCAUCUACCUGAUCAUUCAGCGUACGUUCUCGUUCUUCUACGUAUGCCUGCGAAUCUCGAUGAAUCUCCACGACCGGAUGUUCCGCGGCUUGACCCGUGCCACGAUGCACUUCUUCAACAACAACCCCUCGGGACGAAUUCUGAACCGCUUCUCCAAGGACAUCGGGGCGAUCGAUACGUCCCUGCCGAUGUCGCUGCACGACUGCUUGGUGUUCUUCCUGGAGAUGGUGUCCGUAGUGGCGCUCGUUUCGAUCGUCAACUAUUGGUUCCUGGUGCCGACCGUGGUGGUCGCGGCGAUUAUGUUCCUGCUACGCAAGGCCUACCUCGACACGUCCCGCGUGGUCAAGCGAAUUGAGUCGGUUAACCGAUCGCCGAUCUUCUCACAUCUGAACGCCACCCUGCAAGGCCUGUCCACAAUUCGGGCCUUCCGGGCGCAGAACGCCUUGAGUCGCGAGUUCAGCAAGCACAUGGACGUGAACACGUCCGCUUGGUUCAUAUUCAUCACGACGACACGGGCCUUCGCCCUCUGGUUGGACUUCGUGUGCGUGAUCUACAUAGCGGUGGUCACGUUGAGCUUUCUGGUGGUCGGACAGGGUGCCUUAGGAGGAAGUGUUGGGCUGGCGAUCACUCAGACCAUUAGUUUGAUCGGCAUGUGUCAGUGGGGAAUGAGACAGUCGGCGGAACUUGAGAACGAGAUGGUCUCCGUGGAGAGGGUCAACGAGUAUACGAAUUUGCCUUCGGAGCCACCGCUGGAGACGGCGCCGAAGUAUCGCCCGCAGGGUGACUGGCCUGAACACGGGGUGGUGAAGUUCAUCAACGUGGAUCUGCGGUACUCGGAGGAUGGCGAGAAGGUGCUGAAGGAUCUGAAUUUCUCGAUACGGUCGAAUGAGAAGAUCGGAAUUGUAGGCCGAACUGGAGCUGGAAAGUCUUCGCUGAUCCAGGCCCUGUUCAGGCUUGCUCCGUACGAGGGAACGAUCGAGAUCGAUGAUAUCGAUACCAAAACGUUGGGUCUACGUGACUUGCGUAGUAAGAUAUCGAUCAUCCCGCAAGAUCCGAUUUUGUUCUCGGGAACAUUGCGGAGCAAUCUGGAUCCGUUUGAGGAGAAGACGGACGCCGAGCUGUGGAGUGCUUUGGACCAGGUAGAGCUCAAGGAGGCCGUGUCCUCGCUGGCCGGGGGACUCCAGUGCAAGAUGUCCGAUGGUGGAAGCAACUUCAGCAUGGGUCAACGACAGCUAGUUUGUCUGGCUCGGGCGAUCCUUCGAAGCAACAAGAUUCUGGUGCUGGACGAAGCCACUGCCAACGUGGAUCCAGAAACCGACAAACUAAUCCAGACGACAAUUCGCACAAAGUUCGCCGAAUGUACAGUAUUAACGAUUGCCCAUCGGCUGCACACGGUGAUGGACAGCGAUCGGGUGCUGGUGAUGGAUGCCGGUCGCGUCGUGGAAUUCGGCCAUCCGCACGAUCUUCUCCACGGUCCCAGUGGAUAUCUGCGGCGACUGGUGGACCAAACGGGCGUGGCAAACGCGGCCCACCUCAUCCGGGUAGCCGACGAGAACUUCCGGAAGCUCAAGGAACGCACUCAACAGCAGCAGCAGCAGCAGCAGUAACAGUAGGAGCGCUUAGCCACUUAGAACAGCAGGGUCUCAAAAUGCUUGCAGUGCGACUUAACUUUCGCCAAAGCCCGACAAGCUUAGGAACAAAAGUGCUUAAUUAGGUUUCCUGUUUUUAUAUUGAAUUUUAAACGUGAGAUUAGGUAGCAAGCCACAUUUCUACUACUAGCCGCAAUACACACAUUUUUUCUACGUACAUAACAUAUCGAGCGGAAAGCAAUAAUAAUGGAAGCAAUUUUUUAACCAUUCCCCUUGGAGAGGACAA